This is a messenger RNA of Manis javanica (Malayan pangolin), 6961 nucleotides long. RefSeq names its product nuclear receptor interacting protein 3 (gene NRIP3). Gene Ontology annotation, molecular function: aspartic-type endopeptidase activity. The record is from RefSeq and is a predicted model, not a curated record. NCBI's taxonomy places the organism in Eukaryota, Metazoa, Chordata, Mammalia, Pholidota, Manidae. Gene Ontology annotation, biological process: proteolysis.
AUAAGGCUCGGCGCGCGGUUCUCUCUGCGCUGGAGGAGCUCGAGGCUGAGGGCUGCCGCGGAGCAGGGAGCGACCGGGACGCUGGGCCGCGGGCGCCUCAGCGAUGUUUUACUCAGGGCUCCUCACCGAGGGCGGCCGCAAGGAGACGGACAUGCGGGAGGCGGCGUCGCUGCGGCAGCAGCGCCGGAUGAAGCAGGCCGUGCAGUUCAUCCACAAGGACUCCGCCGACCUGCUGCCUCUGGACGGCCUCAAGAAGCUGGGCUCGUCCAAGGACACGCAACCUCAUAACAUUCUGCAGAGGCGCCUCAUGGAAACCAACCUGUCUAAGCUCCGAAGCAGUCGUGUCCCAUGGGCCUCCAAGACCAACAAGCACAAUCAGGCUAAGUCUGAGGGACUAAAGAAGUCUGAGGAUGAUGACAUGAUUUUGGUUUCUUGCCAGUGUGCUGGAAAGGAUGUGAAAGCCCUGGUUGAUACAGGUUGUCAGUAUAAUCUCAUCUCUUCAGCCUGUGUGGACAGACUGGGACUCAAGGAGCAUGUCAGAUCUCACAAGCAUGAAGGAGAGAAGCUUUCUCUACCUCGGCAUCUGAAAGUAGUGGGCCAGAUUGAGCACCUGGUGAUCACACUUGGCUCCCUCUGCCUGGACUGCCCAGCAGCUGUGGUUGAGGACAAUGAGAAAAACUUAUCCCUUGGUCUCCAGACUCUCCGAUCCCUGAAGUGCAUCAUAAACUUGGAUAAGCACCGGCUGGUCAUGGGGAAGACAGACAAGGAAGAAAUCCCUUUUGUGGAGAAAGUUUCCUUGAAUGAAGACAACACCUUCAUCACACCUUUCCUGGACUUACAUCCUAACCAGCAAAUCCCAGCCACCAAAACCAGAGAGAGGAAUUCAGUCCUGGCAUUGCUUUUAUUGGAACUAGAGUAGCCUCCCAAUUUAUAAUUAAUACAGAGAGCCUAGGUCUUCAGGGAAGCUACAUACUCCAGCCUUGACAUAACCAAAUCAUGCCAGUUGCCUUGAACAGGGGAAAUAGGUUGGGAAGAGGAAAUAUGGUUGAUCUAGUAGAGAUACUUGUUUGCCAGAGGAGAGACUUGGAGGGCAAAUGGAGUAGGGACACAUAAUAUUCUAUACUGUGAGCCUAGAUAACAGGAAUUUAACUUUGCUUUCAUCAUUUGGUGAACUAAUGUGGGAUACUGUGGGCCUCUCUUUUGAAAUGACAGCCUCCUUAGAUAUACUGAAUAACCUUUUACUUGGGUGGCUGCUGCAAUUGUUCUCAUCUUACUCAUUUUUUUAAAUGGAUAAGGAUACAUGAAUUUCAUCGGUGCUGGGCCUGGCCAUAUGAAGCAGCAAUUACUCUGUUUUGAAAAUUUUUUAGAAACUGUCCACCACAUAUCUGAGUUCGUAUUUUCUCUGUGGUAUAUAGGAACAAGUUGGGGGACAAAAAGUACAUUAAAGUGAACAGGUUUCAUAAAGACCAAUUAGAGACCACAGGGGUACGUGAAGGAAGCCUGUUCUAAGGUCUGAGGAAAUCAGCCAAAGAGGAGGAUCUAGAUGAGUAUAUCCCCUAACCUGAGUAGAAUACCAGAAAUAGUAAAGCUCAGUAUCAGCAGGUAAAGAGUGAGGGGAGGGGCAGGAACAUAAUAACAAAGGGAAGGAAAAACAGGGUGGACAUCCCACCAUCAACCUAAGUUGACUCCACCACUGGGAUUCAGAUCUGUCUGUGUACCAGAAGCCUGGAGGGUGGGCCAGUCAGAGCCUAUGUGUUUGAGGGUCUGAGAAGCAUCCUGGGAAGAGCAAGCCAGUUAUACAUGUCUGACUCCUUAACAGAAUGCUUGUUAACAACAUCUUAUUAAAAAUGGUGACCUGGACCUAUAUGGUCCUCAUUUAGUUUCUAAUUGGGUGGGAAGUCAUAAUAUUAAACUAGUACAUUUAAGUAUAUAUAUGCCUACUUCCUAUCACAAUUUGCCUUUGUUCUCUAGCCAAUGUUAAACAAAGAGGAGAACUGUUUGGUUAAAUACAACUUUUAUGGAGCAUAAUGAACAUGUAAUUGUGUGACUGGAACACAUUACUUUUAAAUUAUUUUUAUUGUUUUAAACUUUACAGAAUGUAAAAUGUACAAUUAUAACUAAAAAAAAAAAAUGCUGGCCUGGAAAAACAGCUUCCUCCUGAAACCCAAUGAAUAUGACAGUAAAGGGAUGUUAAAUGAUAUAAACCAAUGAGGACAAAUAAAUGGGAGAAAAGGUAACAGUGCCCGAGCAAUGCCAACAAACUCUUUGAAUCUGGAAAGUAAAAGACAAGCAACAACUGAUGAAGCAGACCAGAGAAAGAAGAAACCUAAGGUGGGGAUAGGGACAGUAAUAGUAAAAAAAAGGCAAGCAAAUGUGUAUUACAAAACCCUAGAAAAGACAAGAACUGGAGACAUCAGUUAUAUGAAAAGCGAGUAGUAGGGGUCGAGGGCUAAAAACAAGGUGAAUAUUUGAAAGGCUAUAAAAUAAGUUAGACCUGAGAUCCUUACCCCUUAUUCAUUUAUUAGUUCAUUUGUUCAUUCCCUGGAGAAGCUGAACUAGUUGGAGCUACCAAGAACAAGGGAGCUGAGAGGAGGCAUCCUACUGAAAAUGGGUAUUUAAGGUUUAGCAUUCUGAAGUGUCAGACAUCUCUUUCCCUGGCUUGGAUCCCAGACCCUGAAAAUGUGCCUGUUCUCUUAAGACAAUGCUUUUACUACAGCCCUCUUUAAGAUGGCUUUUUCUCCCACAGUCUUAUUACUGGUCCUAGAGAUGGGCUGGAUGCUUCAUUCCUCAUUGCUUCCAGACAUUUCUCCAUCUAUCUUCCCGUAAAACUCCCCAGCUUUGAGUCUCAUGUCAUUACUUGAAUCACUUAUUCCUUUCAUUGUUAUCAUCUACGAAACCUCAACCCCUGGGUUAUUUACUAGUUUCUCAAUAAGUUUAGCUCUUGGCUCAUUUCAUUCCCCUCAACGCUACUCCUGAUUUAAUUCUUGUUGGUUAUAUGUGGAUGAUCCUUUCAAUACCCUGACAUAUAGUUUCCUUGGAUAACAGUCUUCCACUGAUUUUAUCCUCUACCAUUCGGUCCCUGGUCAUACCUUAGAGCUUGCUAUUUGUUACAAAAAAACUGUAACCCUUCCAUAGUCUCAAGCUCAUGUAUCCUGCCGUCUGACCACCUCUUUCUGUCAUCCAGCCACCUUUCAUUGUCCUUAACCUGUGUGCUUCUUUCUUUUAUAACCAACUUAAAUCUCAGAGUCAAUCAUUAUAAUGACUCCUUUGCAUAUACUUUUAACUCAGUUUACCCUUUUUUGUCACACUCAACUUUAGCUAAAGCCAGUUCUUUGCUACUCUGCCUACACCUGUACAGCAACCAUAUUGACUGGUCUCACUUUCAAUUCACGUCCAUAAUGUUCAGGCCCUUAAGGCCGCCCAGCAAUCCUAUUUGUUGGCAUUCAUCUUCCUAUUCUAGAUCAGGGGUUGAAAACGUUUUUCUAUAAAGGGCCAGUUAGUAAGUAUUUUAGGCUUUGCAGGUCAUACAGUCUUUCACAACUACUCCACUCUGCCAUUGUAGCAGGAAAGUAGCCAUAGGCAAUAUGUAAACUAAAUGUGAAAUUUAUGUAAUUUUACAUAUCACAAUAGAAUAUUCAUCUUGAGAUUUUUUUUCCCAUUUAAAAGUAUAAAAAUAAUCUUUAGAUUGCAGUCUACAAAAACAGGAUUUUCCCACAGGCUAUGGUUUGCUAGGCUAUGUCCUAAGUUAUUUCACACCUUUCCUCAGAUCACUAACACCUUCUUCCUCAUUCUUAUUCUCAGAUGAUAACCUUGCUUGCUACUUCAUUCAUGAAAUAAUCCGAACAUUCACCACUCCUAACACACCUUACCCUCUCACUGGCAUCUGUGCAGAUUCACCUUUCUCUUAUCUUACUGUAGUGUUACCAUAGCAGGGUACCUAUAUACCGUAUAACUUACUGUUUGUUUAUAGUGUCUCCCUGUUUAGAAUCUUAGUUCCAAGAUGGUAGAAGGUUCUGUGUUUUAAUACACUGAUGAAUAUCCAGUACCUAGAACAGUGCCUAACACAUAAGUAUCUAACAAAUACUUGAAUGAACACUGGCUACCAGACCAGUUGGCAGGAAUUUAGAGAAUUUUUCUCCAGAGAAACUUACCUCUCCUUUCAAGAUUAAAAAAACUUCCUAUGUUGACACUUGGAGAUCUCAUUUUACAGGACUGAACGAGUACAUAAUGUGAAUAUAUAUAUGGUUGUGUGUAUGAAACCAAAGUUUCAAAAAAUAAUUUCCUUUUUAUGUAUGAUGUAUUCUGAUACAAUGUCUUGUCAUUUGGAGGGAAAAAAAAGUUGGUUGCAACUGAUUACACUGAUGUACAAACCACUAAUGGGUUUGCAACCAGAAGUUUGAAAAAUACUGCAGUGUGUCCCAAUAGCCCUAUGUACACAGAGCCUCCAAUCAACUUUCUACAUAUGGGUAAGAUUUAAAUGUCUUAAAUCCAGACAUUUAAGAAAAGCUUCUAACACAAAAGACAGUAACAAAGACUGAAAAAUUCAACACAGAUAAUUCAAGAAACAGAACAUUAGAAAUAUCUCAGAGAAAUAAUACAUUGCAUCUUCUAGAUGGAACAGAAUACUCACAAGAAAGUGCUAAUAAACUUAAAUGUAAAAACACAACAGAAGAGUUGGAACAUGGAAAUCUUUCAGAAAAACAGAGGCAGAAAUGAUAAAGUAUCCUAGGACAAAAGCUGUGUAGGCUUGAAGAACCACCAGUCCAGAGUGAAGGAAGGUGACAGACUCUCCUGGAGGGUUGUCUCAAAUUAAAAUACAAAUUUUAGGCAACCUGAUGUGUCUGAAUGCAUUGAGAGUAGAGUUUGGGAUAAUUAAUUACUUCAAUGCUAGCCACUUAUGAAAGCAUGGGAAAGAGGCAAUGGCUAGCUUCAAUCAAAAAAAGGAAAUAAAAUAUUAAUUGGACCAACUAUAAUAUAUAAUCAUAAUAUAAUUAAUAGUGAUUUACUUAGGUAAGAUGAUAUAGUGAAGGAUGGAAGAUAGAGAAAAAAUACACGUGUUUAUGAAAGGGCACUGGAGUAUAAUAGUUUAUUUCCUAUAGCAAGAAGUAAAAUAAUAGGCCAAACUGAAAAAUCCAGAGCUGGUAGUAUAAGCAAGUUAUUAAGAAAUCUGGAGAUAAAUCCCAGAAGAGAUAGCUAAAAGAUAAAAGAAGUUAUCUCUGGAGAGUAGAAAUGAAGAGUGUUUAAAACUAGGGCAGGGUCUGCUGUGAAAUACUAUGUGAUUUAUUAAAAAUGUACUAUUAUUGGUUAAAAAAAAACAACAAAUAAUGCAGUACUUCAUUUAUAUGAAAAUCUUCGUGGUCAGUAGGACUGAUUUCUUUAAGACACUGGGAAACUAAAAAUUCUCCCUGCUUUGGUACUAAACCUUGUGUUGCUUUGUUUUUUUUUUAGGAAUAAGUUGUCUGCAUUAGGGUUACCAGCACUUCUAAGAACAGAUAUUUUGGCUCCAUUCAUUAUUGUUAUGGUAGGGACUAGCAAGUGAUAGUAUGGCACACUUACAUGGCUUUUCAGGCAGCAGAGGGCAGAAAAUCUUACUAAAGGGGGCCCAGUAGGAGGGAACAUCCUGGUGAUACAUAUGGUAACGGAGAGGGCUCACAUAAGACACUCCCAGGUAUGCUAAGAAAUAACUGGAAGAACAUCUGAGGGUGGGGGGCCAUAACCAUUAGAGGCACAGUCCAAGAAAAUCAUCAUCACUGAUGAUGUGUAUGACUCCUUUUGUUCUAGACUGGUGUGGACUGGAAAAGUGCUGGGUAAUCAGAGACGAUAGAAUGGAGAAAUAAGAAAAGGGCACCCAGAGAAUUAUUUGAUCACUGGAUGAGAAGGAGGUGAGGGGGCUGAGACAGAGCGGCCUAUUAGAACAAAUUAGAUUCACAAUUAAUGGAAGCAGCUGUUCAAACCAUGGGCUGAGACAGAGAUGGUCCUAGAUACAUCUAUCCCAGAUACAUAAAUUGUCACUUUCACACUUAAAUUUAGAGAAGGCUCUUUUUACUCACCUGACCAUCCCCCACCAGGGAAUUUUUCAGGCCUCACAAAGAAGUGAGGCCAGACAGGAGGAUGCAUCUAGACCUGUGUCACUCCUUAAAAGGAAUGAAGUAGAGGAACCUAGGCAUAGGGAAGCAAGGAAAGGGAAGAGGAAGGAGAACAUCUACAAUGUGACCUGAAGGUCUAGGAAGACCCUAGGUCAGAAAUCCCCCUUCUUUUGCUUACUGUGGUACCCUGAUCCCAUCUGUACUUCUUGAGGCAUCUCAGCAUCCUCCUCUUAUGGUCAGAAAGGAACCAAGCAGGGAUUCAAGUAGGUAAUUGAUUCUUUGAGACAGACCAGACAAGCCUCUUCCAUUCCCCCUUUCCCUUUUCUAGAUUCCCACAAACACUUCUUGGUCUUUACUCUAUCCCAGUUUCCAGGUACAAAGAUAAUAGGCAAAGUCUCUGCCCUCAAAGAGCUUGCAGUAUCUUGGUGGAAGGAAUAUAGAGGCAGCUAGAAUGAUUUUACCAUAAUGGGGUUAAGUUAGGAAAGAGAUCUGCACAAACAGAAGGGAGUACAUUUAAGUCAGGGAAGGCUUUCUAGCUUAAAAGACCCCUGGCCUCAGGAAAAAGUAAGACUUACCUAGGUAUGAGCAGUGCAGAACAAGAGGCACUACUCCAAACUCUUGGCUCUAGCUGUGCCAGUUCCUCCCUGUCACCCUUCUGCUUACCCAGGCCUGAAUUUCAGUCAGUCUCCAGCCAGGCAGCCACCUCAUAUGUCACACUUCACUCCUGGCAGCCACAUUCUGUAUUCUAGAACAGCAGUGCCUAUUGUAAAUAUUAAAUUUUCUAGUAGACUAAGAAGUAAAAUGAAACAAGUGAAAUUAUUUUAAUAUUUUAUUUACCCUAAUGUAUUAAAAAUAUUUCAAAUUAAUAUAAAACA